AUGAAACUGAAACAGUUGACAGACGAGAAUGAUUUGCGGGCAGUAAAAUGCAAAUAUGCCGACGAUCCGCUGUUCUUCCUUAUUUGGCAUUCGAUCGAAUUCGAGUUGGAGAAGUCAUUCCCAAAAACGAAGCUCGCACUUUAUGCCUAUCAAUCCUCUGAUUUCAUAUUGCUGUUUGGAUACAAGAAGAAUCAAAUUACUAUGUAA
Haemonchus placei is the source of this 207-nucleotide messenger RNA. The record is from the annotation of a GenBank genome assembly. Lineage: Eukaryota; Metazoa; Nematoda; Chromadorea; Rhabditida; Trichostrongylidae.